AACACACGCGGGACAAUGGUUAUCUGGCCAUGUAUUGGUUGCCGUGCUCACACUAGCGUCGCAAUGAGCCUCAUAUCGAUCUUUUUCUUCAGUCUCACUUUGACUUUCGCUUUUGCUGAAAUAAAACUGGUUAAUGUGUUAUUCAGACACGGCGAUCGAGCACCAGGUAACUACAUAAGGAGCUGUCCAAAUUGCUGUGACACGAAUUCCGACUGCAAUAAAUUUUACCCAAUCGGUCUCGGCGGAUUGACAAAUCAAGGGAAGCAGCGUGUAUACAAAUUAGGUAAAUUUUUGCGAACGAAUUACGAUACUCUGCUGGGACCGCACUACAUAUCAGAAAAUGUGGAAGCUGUAAGUUCCGACUCUCCGAGAACACGCAUGUCCCUACAGCUAGUGCUUGCGGGCUUGUAUCCUCCUAGUAAAAUCCAAACGUGGAACGAUAAUAUUCGCUGGCAACCGACGCUGACGUCCUUCAAGUCGAAUGAGGAGGAUACUAUUUUCGUGCCUCAAAAAUGCCAAGUAUACACGAGCGAGUACAAAAGAGUGUUGGCGUCGUCGGAGUUCAAGCGACAAAUCGACGAACUCACCCCAUUUCUGGCCGAUCUGGGAAGGAAUAUGGGAAAAAACGCGACAUGCUCGCUGCUGGAUGCCAAUAAUCUCUACCACACGCUCGCCGCUCUAAAAGCAAUGAAAUUAGCGCUUCCAAUUUGGGCGGCUGGCAUUUAUCCCAACGGCGCGCUUCGCAAGGGUGCACUUCUGCAGUACCAGCUUUACGGAUACAAUGACCAACUGAAGCGACUGGCUGGAGGUGUUCUACUAAGAAAAAUGAUCGAUGACAUGAAAAAUACCCGAGAAAAGAAGAACUCUAACAAAAUUCAUCUAUACAGCGGUCACGAAUUAAAUAUUGUCAUGUUGCUGCAAACUCUCGGGCUUUAUGACGACUUGAUUCCUCAGUAUUCGAGUGCUAUCAUAAUCGAGCUGCACGAAAUUAAAAACAAAUAUUUCAUCAAGGUAUUUUAUUACUAUGGCAUCCCGCUUAAAGUUGAUAUGCUUCAGAUCCCUGGUUGUACAGAGUUGUGCCCUCUUGAUGAAUUUACUCAAUUGUUAGAGCACGUCACCCCAUCGGAUGAGGACUUAAAUUGUAGAAGAACAUGGUUGAACAUGCACAUAACCAAAAAUCAUUAUUUAUAGUGUUCAAAGUAUGGGUUUUGAAGUGCUCUGACAUUUGAUGGUAUUUUAAAAGUUGGCGAAGGAGGUAUUGAAUGGAAUACAAGAGAUGUAAAAAAAACUGUAAUUAUUAUUAAUCGUAAUAAUAUGGUUAUUGACAAUGACGCGGCUAUGUGCACAUUAAAACACCUUAUCUUUUAUCUUACAAGACCAGCUUCUCUUUUACACUAUAUACAGUAACUAAAUAUCAUAUUACUCAUUUUGCGUUUAUAAUAAAACUAUGUAUAUAUUUAUAUGUAUAAUAUUAAAUUCAUUAUCAAUAUUAUUUUCUGUAAUAAUCGUUACUAUUAGCGAUAGUUAUCAUCUUCGCCUCCAUUUUUUGUUUCAGUAAAAACAAUAUUUAAUACUAACUAAACAUCUAUCUGUACAAUACGUAGGCUCUCAAAUGAUCUCUUAUUACCGAUAAUGUACAAUACGCAAGAGUAAUGUGUAUUAUAAUAAAAUUAUUCAAUAAUAAUAAUCGAUGCAAGUUGUGAAGAAUGCGCUUGGGAAAAUUUUUGACGGAUCAAUAAUUACAUUUGAUGCACAUUUGAUGACUAUUAAUUGGUUUUUAAUACACAAAAUUAGUACGAUAUGAAAAACAGUGAAAUCAUCGUACAUUUACAAUUAUAAAAAAAUAUCAUGUUUUCUAGGUACUUUUUAGUUAAACGACUACUCGUUUUCUGUGAUUUGUUAAUAACAAAAUAAUAAAAAAAGUCGCUAGUUUCGACUGUUGUCAGUUUUGUUCGACGCGAGAUUUAUUAUUGCAUUAUUCGAAAGCCGAAGCGUUACGAACAGAAUUCACGUGUGUCUUAGUCAUCUAUUUUUUGCAUACUUAUAACAGUAUUUAAAUAGAAAUAAAAAUGUUUGAAGUCAAUUUUCACAAGGGAAAUAUUAACUUAUAUAAGAAUAAAAAAUUUCGAAGAAAUAUUUGCUUUACAAUAAUUAAUUGCUUAGAAGUGGGAGUGAAGCGAGUGUAUUUUUUCCGUCUAUAUACAGAAAUGUAAAAACACCCUCUUUCUCUCCUCCGCAAUCAUCCUAGAAAAUUUUUUCUGUUCAAAACGCAGUUGCUUUCGAUUGUCCCAAAUUCAGUAUACAAGUGCGCAGUGUACAAAGACAAAAUUGAUUGUACGGAUAUUUUCUCUUUCCCACGCUUUCCAUUCUUGCAUAUGUUUGUAAGCAAAAACUUCUGACAAUAAAUACACAUCAGUCAAACAAAUUAGAACUUAACUCGAUGGAAGAUGAACUACAUGAUAGAUUUCUCCGCGAUAUCUUUGCUUUACAUUUUGAUCUUGGCCUUUUUUUAAUGAAAUUGUUUUGAGAAAAAGUCCAUAAAGUUGGAAGAUGACUGCAUAUUUUAAUGAUUUGUGUACACAAACAAACAUAGCAUUCGCACGUCCAUACCGAGUACAUCGCUACAUCUGGAUUAUUUUUCUUCUGUUACUUACUUGCUAGAGGUGAAAAUUCAACAAAAACAUUCUAAAUUUUUUUCUAUAUACAAUUGUUCAACUUGGCGGUUUUUUUCCUUAGUGUACGACCUUCAAAUUCUCGAAGUAGACGAGAGCAUUGGUAUUUUUUUGUUACUUUUUUACGUCGAUAGUACAAGUUACUCGUGGAAAGUGGAUUUUUCGCUUUGGAAGAACAGAUAUGUUAAUAAAUAAGCAUUUAUUAGAGUAAAUAUAUUUGAAUAAACAUUGAACAACUUUUUAAGUUGCUUUCUUUAAGUCGAAAUGAAUUGCCAUUUUCCACAGUUACACUUUUCAAUGCAUAAAAUACGACGAAUGAUUUUAGAUAAUUUCGCUACACCAUCCAAACUUUAAAACCAAAUUUAUGUAUAAUCCAAAUGGCUAUUACAUAUUUAUUUGAAAGUUACUUCUAUCAUUUUUUAUCUGGCGUUAUUCCUGUUUAAAUUCAAUAUAAAAUUCAUUAUCACGAAAACAAUAUAUUAUAGAGAUAAAUAAUACGGGAUUUCAUUACAAAAAAAUAAUAAAAUAUUCAAGUUGUAGAUGUCUUGUCCAUUACAUUUUUCAUUUUUUUUGCAAGCUUACACGUUAGAUUUUGUAACGUACACCGGUACAAAAUGGCACGAAAGUUACAAAAUUACUACAAUUCAUUGAUAUCACCAAUUUUAUAGUUGUACGGUUUGAGUUCGACUAAUUACCUAUUUACUGAGCGUGAUUUUUUAUUUUAUCUCUUCCGUUUUUUGUUUUUUAUUAAUUCUUUAUGAUUGAACAAUUUGUUAUUCUUAAAAUAAUUUUUUGUAUUUGUUAAAAAAAAAAAAUAAUUACGGAAGAAAACUUAGUAUUCUCUGAAAUUGUUUUUAAAAUU
Messenger RNA from Phymastichus coffea, 3534 nucleotides. RefSeq names its product venom acid phosphatase Acph-1-like. Gene Ontology annotation, molecular function: phosphatase activity. The coding region runs from base 16 to 1191 and encodes 391 amino acids. The transcript has 7 exons. Gene Ontology annotation, biological process: dephosphorylation. Lineage: Eukaryota; Metazoa; Arthropoda; Insecta; Hymenoptera; Eulophidae. The record is from RefSeq and is a predicted model, not a curated record.